ACUUAACAAAAUUAUUAGUAUUUGUCUAAUACACAGCAUCUUAACACGCACACAGUUCUUUUUUCCACGUAUUGAAAAAUAAAAGUUAUUACAUUUCAAAAUGUUUAAAAUCUUUGUCUUUUUAACUCUUUUGGCUUUGGCUUUUGCCAAACCCGGCUACAUACACUCAGCUCCUGUUUUGACAUCUUAUCAUCAUACCGCCACUGUGCCCAUAGCACAUGUUGUACGUCCUGUGGUUUCAGCCCAUAGUGUUGUUGCUGCUCCAUUGAUUCAUCAUCAGCCAGCUAUAUUACAUGGCAGCUCCCUUCAUGGCUCUUAUCAUCAUGGUCUUUAUUAGAUACAGUCACUAAAGACAAAUUUGAAAAAAAAAAACAAAUAUUUGUUUUAUAUUGUAAAUUGGCUUUGUUAAUUGGUUGAAUGCAUUUAAUAAAUUUUUACUUAAUUGUCUUGUUAUAUUAAUUG
Molecule: messenger RNA, 462 nt
Organism: Lucilia sericata (common green bottle fly)
Lineage: Eukaryota; Metazoa; Arthropoda; Insecta; Diptera; Calliphoridae
Exons: 2
Coding region: 101-337 (78 amino acids)
Source: RefSeq, a predicted model, not a curated record